AUGAACUCCAUCAUCAACUUGGCAACUUGGUUCCUCUACAUGGCAUUUGUUCUAUCAAAGGUUAAAGAGUCACGUAGGACCAGGAAGAAGUUGCACUAUUUUUUCACCAUGUCCAUCUUUCGUCGCCGUGGAUCUUCUCACCAACAGCUAGAGCAGGAGCACCCUGAACUACAAUCUGAGUCCAAGGUCAAUGAGCUUAAAGCUGCUAUUGGACCACUUUCAGGGAGAAACUUACUGUAUUGCACUGAUGCAUGCUUGAGAAGAUAUUUGGAAGCUAGGAAUUGGAAUGUAGACAAAGCAAAAAAGAUGUUGGAAGAAACACUUGCCUGGAGAUCAACCUAUAAACCUGAAGAAAUUCGUUGGCCUGAAGUCGCAAUGGAGGGUGAAACAGGGAAAUUAUUCAGAGCAAAUUUUCAUGACCGAGUUGGAAGAACUGUUCUGAUAUUAAAACCAGGACUGCAGAAUACAAAAUCAAUGGAGAACCAGAUCAAACAUCUUGUAUACCUAAUGGAAAACGCGAUGCUUAAUCUUCCGGAAGGUCAAGAAGAAAUGGCAUGGUUGAUUGACUUUACUGGGUGGUCAUUCACCACCAAUGUUCCAGUUAGAACCGCUAGAGACACCAUCAAUAUACUACAAGACCAUUAUCCUCAAAGGCUAGCUGUCGCUUUUUUGUACACCCCUCCCCGCAUUUUUGAAGCUUUUUGGAAGAUUGUUAAGUAUUUCAUGGAUCCGAAAACAUUCCAGAAGGUGAAAUUUGUGUACCCAAAGAACAAAGAGAGUGUGGAGCUGAUGAGAUCGUAUUUUGAUAUGGAUAACCUCCCGACUGAGUUUGGUGGAAAAGCAACCAUGAAGUAUGACCAUGAGGAUUUUUCAAGGUUAAUGGCUCAAGAUGAUGUCAAAGCUGCUAAAUUUUGGGGUUUUGAUGAAAAGACUGGUUCUAUGUCUUCAAGCCAUGCUGUUGGAGCCACAGUUGCUCCAGAGCCAGCUUUGGCUUAGCAGCAUUCGGGCUGAACCAGUCAGCCCGGAUGUUAACUACCUUAUUAUAAUUGUAGUCGUGUGUGUAUCCGAGAUCAACUAUUAACCCCUUGAUUUUUAUAUUUGUGUAUGACAUUUGAUGGUUAUACUUCGUUGUGGAACCGAGUUUAUGAAAGAAGGCUUAAUUUUUGGCACCAAU
Molecule: messenger RNA, 1174 nt
Organism: Lactuca saligna
Lineage: Eukaryota; Viridiplantae; Streptophyta; Magnoliopsida; Asterales; Asteraceae
Source: the annotation of a GenBank genome assembly